Molecule: messenger RNA, 237 nt
Organism: Puccinia triticina
Lineage: Eukaryota; Fungi; Basidiomycota; Pucciniomycetes; Pucciniales; Pucciniaceae
Exons: 2
Coding region: 1-237 (78 amino acids)
Source: RefSeq, a predicted model, not a curated record
AUGUCAAACUCAAUGCAACAGGCGACGGCAUUCGUAAAACAACUAGCAGGACUUCAACAACAGCGCGAGGAGGGCACGGAAGAUCCCGCAGCGACGCCAAAAGAAGAGGCCGACGAGGUACGGGAAGGGUUGCUGAUGGACUUAGGCCAACCGCAAGGCAAGGGAGCCACCAACCCAGAGGAAAAGACGGACAAUACGUCGAAUAUUCGCGCCCAAAACAAGCGAGGAUGGCCAUGA